AGUAAACCAUGGCAUGGCAGCAGCCGCAGCCCGCAGCAGCGCAGUAGGCAGUCAGUAAUCAAUCACAGAAAUUAAAUUCGAUGUUCGAAUAUAAAAUAUAAAGUCUUAAUUUAAUCAAUUUCGAGUUUCCGGUUGGCGUGGGUAGUGACGUGAUUCGUGGAACAAUAAUAUUGUGUGAAAUAUCGGAAGCGGUUGGGUUGUGUACAAUAAUAUGGCUGAUAAUGGGACUAAUUUUCCCCCACAAACUUAUUCUUCAAUUUUCAAUCUGAAUGUUAUGCCCGCCCAGAAUGAAAAUGGGAUUAUUCGAACGGUAUCCUCGUCCACUUCAGAGAGCAAAGAAAAAGAAAAUGAUAGGCCUCGUGUGCUUGACUGUUUCUCAUCUUCGAGAUAAAAGGAACGCAUGGUCCUGUUAUUAUGGUAUCAGUUUGUAUUCUUGUUUCGUAGAGAAGAGUUGUUGUGUGUAGUACUUAGUAGUACUGGAUGGUACAAAAACUAACGUCGACCUUCAAGAUGGAUUCGAUUCGCUAUGCACUUAUCUUAGUAUUGAUAAUAUAUUACUCAAUGGAAAUAGAUGCUGCCAAUGCAAAUACCAACAUCACCAACAGUGUUUUGACUAGCCCAAAUGUCACUUCCUGUAAUUUGGAUACAAAAAACAGCUGGAAAACUAGAGAAUUUGCUACUUUAGUCGAAUACCAAGGAAACAGAAUAAGUUUCAACCCUAGUGAUAGUGACUUUUUAGGAAACAGAUUGAAUUUUUCUUUUCAAAGUAUCAGCCGUCUAAAUAAAAAUGCAUUUGUCAGCUAUACUUCGGAAUAUGUUUUUAGCUGUGAUUUAAGUGCCAAAUAUAUCAAACGAAUUGAUGAUGGAGCUUUUUUCUCAUUAUCGUGUUUACAAUUUUUAGACUUAAGCUACAAUAUGAUCACUAUAUUAAAUACAGACAUGUUUUUGGGUUUAAAUAAUUUAAAAUUAUUGAAUUUGAGAUAUAACCUCAUAAAUUAUUUGCCUGCAGAUGCAUUCAAUAAUAUGCCUAAAUUGGAAGCCUUGGAUAUUUCUCACAAUAAUAUAUCUGAAAUGCACAAGUUUACUUUUGAUAGAAUUCCUUAUCUAAAAAUUCUAGAUCUUUCUCACAACUUUAUGAAACAUAUUCAAUAUAUGUAUUUUAAUAACUUAGGAGAUUUAGAACAGUUAUAUUUAGAUCAUAAUGCCAUUGCUAUAAUACAUACAAAUUUAUUUAGUAAAAAUACUAAACUGAGAAAGCUUGAUUUAUCAGUGAAUGGCAUGGUUUUAUUAUAUAUUGUUAAAUACUCGUUUAAUCCAGAAACAUUUCAAGUAUUUAAUAUAUCCAAUAAUUAUUUAUUGGACCUUAAUCUAACUGAAUGGAUAGACGAAUUUUCAAAUUUCAAAACAAUAAUUGAUUUAAAUGAAAACCAAUUUUGUUGCAAGGAUUGGAAGUUUUAUAUUUGGAAUUUAAAAAAAUAUAAUAUAACAAUUGCUCCUGGGAGAAAUUUCACUGCCAAUCACAAUGUCAAUGGAAUACUUUGUGAUAAUUUAAAUUAUACUUUUCCUAAUGGGUAUAAGGAAAGCAUAGAGGCUUUACAUAGAGAUUUGGAUAAUGUUGCAAAUAGUACUCUUAGUGGUGAGGAGGAAGACAUUGAUCCUCAUAGAACAGAUCAGUUUGCUCGUAUGAAAAAUAUCAUACAUCAUGAAGAUGCCAAAGAAACUACUCAUUUAUCUUUCAAAUAUGUUUUCAUUGUUCUGGCAAUAAUAGGUAUAGGAUUUUGUGUAUUUCUAGCGAUAGAUUAUUUGCUUGGGGUAGGUUUGAGACAAAUGUUAACACAAAGAGUACAUAUUUGGCUCUCCAGGCCGUACAAUAAUGCAAAUAAUAUUAAUUCUCACUAUGUACAAUUGCAGCCAACAUCUUGAUGUUUCUGAUAAAUAUUAAUAAAAGGUAUCGACUGAUAUCAACGACAUGUAUUUGAAACUUUGUGAUAAAGAAUGCAUAUUGUGAUUGAAACCUCAACUAAAUUAAAUUAAAAAUGAAUUAAUUAAAAUUAGUUUUUCCUUCGACUGUGUGGUGACAAAAAAAAACAAGCCUGUGAUACAUGCGCAUACAUUAAUUUCUAUAUUUCUAAAACUUAUUCGUUACUUUAAUGGCGUUAUAAAACCAGAAAAAAAAACUUUGUACGAUUGUAGGAAUCGAUAAGAAAACCAAAUAAUAGAUACAUUUUUAGCUUUCUCAAAAUCCUAUAAGUACUGGAAACUGAAAUAUUUACAAACCUAACAAAUUGAAAAAACUACUAGAUACGAAAAACACACAAAAAAACGAACAUUUAAAUAUUGUAAGACUAAUAAUUAUGCACUUUUUAAUACAGAGUAAUUUGAACACCUAAAAUCAGGAUGCUCCAUGCAAACCUUCUUGUUAUAGGUACAUUUGACAUUUACGAUAGCAUUUACUGUCUAAUUUUUGUAGUUGGGUAGUAGUAGUAGUUAACCCUACAUAAAUAGCUACACGAAAGAUACUUUACUCACCAAACUAAACAGCCAUCUACUGUGUUAAACACGCGUAAUGAAUGUGAUAGUCCACCACACGGUUGAAGAGGGUUAGUCUAGGGUAAUUUUAUGGUUUCUUUGCACAAUUUUUAAAGCUACUUUGCUUCAUAUCGUUAGCUCUUUUCGUAAAAUUCAAAUUUCAAGAUGAAAAAUCAAUACCCAUCACAUCGUUGCUUUGAUGGAUUUUUUUUUAAAAAUAAACUAUGGUGAUAAUAAUUAUUAGCCAUCUGUAAAAUAUGAAAUGUGAUAUUCUAUGAUGCCAUUUUUUGUAGCUUGGGUAUGUAUUUUUGAAUUUUUAGAUUAAAUUAUUUUUGUAUGUUGUGUUAUUAUAACACCUAUUUAAAUUAAGAGAAUUUGUAUUUAUUGCUAGUUU
Messenger RNA from Ceutorhynchus assimilis (cabbage seed weevil), 2923 nucleotides. The record is from the annotation of a GenBank genome assembly. NCBI's taxonomy places the organism in Eukaryota, Metazoa, Arthropoda, Insecta, Coleoptera, Curculionidae.